AUGGACAACUCUGCGCCAGCGUCAGGACAGAAUGACACCACCGUGACGACGAGUAGAGCAUUGACCCACGAACCACCCCCUUUCCUCUCGAGGAUAACCCGCCUCUCCCGAAUCUACACGGCGAAAUCGCUAGCUUUUCCUUCGGCCUGGCUCAGGGAGUGGAAGGAGUACUUUUACCCGCCGUCGACGAGGCCGGAUAUAGUGAAGAGUUAUGAGUGCAGGCCUGAUUUGCCUGUCCGUAUCUUCUUCCCGUCCUCCUACGACCUAACCUCCCCCUCCACCCUCCCAACUCUCUUCACAGUCCACGGCUCCGCCGCCGCGCCUUUUGUCCUGGGCACUCCGAGAGAUGACGACGAGUUCAACCGGACAUUUGCGGAUAAAUAUCACGUCUUGGUGAUAGCGCUGAACUACUCCAAAGCCCCUGCUUCGGUGUUUCCCGCACCGGUGCACGACGUGGAGGCUUUGCUGGUCGAUGCGUUGGGGGAUGAGAGUCUUCCUAUAGACAGAACGUCUCCAAGGGGGGUGGACGACGAUAAGAAGAAGGGACGGGUGGGGAUACUGGGUUUCGGUGCGGGGGGGAAUUUAGCGAUGGCGGUGACGCUGCUUGAGGGGGUGAAGAGGGAGGAGUGUUGCCCGGGAGUGGUAGUCAGUUGGGGGGUUGGCUGGAUCUUGCAGCGGGCGGUGGGGAGGAGGGGGCGUGGAGGUGGGGGUAUGUGCCUUAUGGGGUUGACCUGA
Podospora pseudocomata is the source of this 735-nucleotide messenger RNA. RefSeq lists its product as uncharacterized. The transcript is spliced from 2 exons. The record is from RefSeq and is a predicted model, not a curated record. Gene Ontology annotation, molecular function: hydrolase activity. Bases 1 to 735 code for a protein of 244 amino acids. NCBI's taxonomy places the organism in Eukaryota, Fungi, Ascomycota, Sordariomycetes, Sordariales, Podosporaceae.